AUGUGGGGGGGGUUCCAGCAGUAUCAGGACACCAUGUGGGGGCCUUCCAGCAGUAUCAGGACACCAUGUGGGGGGCCUUCCAGCAGUAUCAGGACACCAUGUGGGGGGCCUUCCAGCAGUAUCAGGACACCAUGUGGGGGGCCUUCCAGCAGUAUCAGGACACCAUGUGGGGGGGUUCCAGCAGUAUCAGGACACCAUGUGGGGGGCCUUCCAGCAGUAUCAGGACACCAUGUGGGGGGGCCUUCCAGCAGUAUCAGGACACCAUGUGGGGGGGCCUUCCAGCAGUAUCAGGACACCAUGUGGGGGGCCUUCCAGCAGUAUCAGGACACCAUGUGGGGGGCCUUCCAGCAGUAUCAGGACACCAUGUGGGGGGGCCUUCCAGCAGUAUCAGGACACCAUGUGGGGGGCCUUCCAGCAGUAUCAGGACACCAUGUGGGGGGGGCCUUCCAGCAGUAUCAGGACACCAUGUGGGGGGGCCUUCCAGCAGUAUCAGGACACCAUGUGGGGGGGGCCUUCCAGCAGUAUCAGGACACCAUGUGGGGGGGGGCCUUCCAGCAGUAUCAGGACACCAUGUGGGGGGGCCUUCCAGCAGUAUCAGGACACCAUGUGGGGGGGCCUUCCAGCAGUAUCAGGACACCAUGUGGGGGGGGCCUUCCAGCAGUAUCAGGACACCAUGUGGGGGCCUUCCAGCAGUAUCAGGACACCAUGUGGGGGGGCCUUCCAGCAGUAUCAGGACACCAUGUGGGGGGCUUCCAGCAGUAUCAGGACACCAUGUGGGGGGCCUUCCAGCAGUAUCAGGACACCAUGUGGGGGGCCUUCCAGCAGUAUCAGGACACCAUGUGGGGGGGGCCUUCCAGCAGUAUCAGGACACCAUGUGGGGGGCCUUCCAGCAGUAUCAGGACACCAUGUGGGGGGGCCUUCCAGCAGUAUCAGGACACCAUGUGGGGGCCUUCCAGCAGUAUCAGGACACCAUGUGGGGGGCCUUCCAGCAGUAUCAGGACACCAUGUGGGGGGGCCUUCCAGCAGUAUCAGGACACCAUGUGGGGGGCCUUCCAGCAGUAUCAGGACACCAUGUGGGGGGGCUUCCAGCAGUAUCAGGACACCAUGUGGGGGCCUUCCAGCAGUAUCAGGACACCAUGUGGGGGGGCCUUCCAGCAGUAUCAGGACACCAUGUGGGGGGCCUUCCAGCAGUAUCAGGACACCAUGUGGGGGCCUUCCAGCAGUAUCAGGACACCAUGUGGGGGGCUUCCAGCAGUAUCAGGACACCAUGUGGGGGGCCUUCCAGCAGUAUCAGGACACCAUGUGGGGGGGCUUCCAGCAGUAUCAGGACACCAUGUGGGGGGCCUUCCAGCAGUAUCAGGACACCAUGUGGGGGGGGGCCUUCCAGCAGUAUCAGGACACCAUGUAGGGGGGGGUUAUGCUCUCCCCACUUCCCCACCGUUCACAUAUAAUGUAUCCCAGGCUAAACACGCGGUACCGAAGCGCUAA
This is a messenger RNA of Coregonus clupeaformis (lake whitefish), 1488 nucleotides long. RefSeq names its product loricrin-like. The transcript has a single exon. The coding region runs from base 1 to 1488 and encodes 495 amino acids. The record is from RefSeq and is a predicted model, not a curated record. NCBI's taxonomy places the organism in Eukaryota, Metazoa, Chordata, Actinopteri, Salmoniformes, Salmonidae.